This is a messenger RNA of Panicum virgatum (switchgrass), 1197 nucleotides long. RefSeq lists its product as uncharacterized. The record is from RefSeq and is a predicted model, not a curated record. The transcript has 2 exons. The coding region runs from base 312 to 893 and encodes 193 amino acids. NCBI's taxonomy places the organism in Eukaryota, Viridiplantae, Streptophyta, Magnoliopsida, Poales, Poaceae.
CCCCUCCUGCAAGAAAGACACGAGCACGGAGGGGGACCGGAAGACGCACGCGCACACGGCACGCCACGGCAACGGCAUCUUCCCCCGUCUCGCCGAGCAGAUCCUAGAAGUAGAUGCGCCGCCCCCUCCGUCUCAGGUGCCAAGUCGCAGCCCGCCCCCUCCCAUUACCCAAAAUUCUACGGCCGCCUUAAACCCCUCUCCCUCCCGCCGCCCCCGCCCCCUGCGCCGCCACCGCAGUCCUCGGCGGUGAGGCCGCCGCGCCGCCCAGCGAGGAAGGAGGGUCAGAAGAGCGGGCGCCGGGGAGGUCAGGGAUGGUGCUGUGGGAGCUCACGGCGAUCACCGCCUACUUCCUCGGCCUCAAGCGCACCUACCGCCUCGCGCUCCGCAUCCAGCGCCGCCUCAUCCCGCCCAACCGCCCCAGGAUCAGGAACUUCGUCUACAGGCGUACACGAGAUGUGUUCAAUGUUGCAGUGUCAGUGCACAAGAGCAUUCAGCAGAGGGACAUAGAGGUUGGUCGGAACCUUGGAAAUGCAAUCCUUCGCUGGCUCGAUCGCAUGAAGCCGUCAGCAGAGAUUCGCCCCCGUCUUCCAGACCCACCAAAUGGCAGCUCAGAGCAGUUCAAGCAUUUUUCAAGCACAAGCAGGAGUGCGGGAUCUCAGAAGACUGCAUCUAAAACUUCACCCCACGACUCCAGCGGAAAGAUGCUGUUCUCGCGCCUUAACAUUCGACCCAAAUCCUUCCCUGUCCUGCCCACAAUGACACAGCCCAACAGAAUCAACGCGAGCAGCCAGUGCAGGCGCAUCUCCUACUCCCCAUUCCCAUCAGUCACCGCGAAGAGGAAGGGCCUGAUGGAGGGCGUCUUCCGCAAGGACAUUGCGCAGUUGAUGGUGUAAGGAUCUCUUCUUUUUUUUUUAUUUCUAGGCAACGGUCUAUACUGUGUUUUUUUUGGAAUAUGAAGACUAUUACUUGGACUGAAUUACUCGCCCAGGACAGAACGUGUCUCGUUAUAUAAUAAUGAAGCGCAUAGGGAAAAUUGUUGCUGCUCUGCCAGGUUAGGCCAUUAGAUCUCUAACCAAUGCUCAGAUUCUCAACAGCAUUUCAUGUUUGGUAAGGGACAUGUGUACUCCAUUAGUCCAUUUAUCUGUGCUUGAAUUAUGAGACUUAAAUUGCUGUAUUUUACUCAGCUCGUUGCAAGUU